Molecule: messenger RNA, 526 nt
Organism: Nerophis ophidion (straightnose pipefish)
Lineage: Eukaryota; Metazoa; Chordata; Actinopteri; Syngnathiformes; Syngnathidae
Gene: birc5b
Product: baculoviral IAP repeat containing 5b
Exons: 4
Coding region: 6-470 (154 amino acids)
Source: RefSeq, a predicted model, not a curated record
UCCAAAUGUUGGGUUGGAUCCAUCUCGGUGUCAUUAUGGCCAGCAUAGACGUCUUAACAAGAAGGUUUAAAACACAUGGAAAGAUGUACAGUCAAGAUUUACGUGAGAAAACCUUUGCAGACUGGCCCUUUCGAGAGGAUUGUAACUGCACACCUGAAAAGAUGGCCAAGGCUGGCUUUGUGCACUGUCCCAGUGAGAAUGAGCCAGAUGUUGUCUGCUGUUUCUUCUGUUUGAUCGAACUGGAAGGAUGGGAGCCUGAUGACGAACCAUGGAAUGAACACAUAAAACGCUCACCUACUUGUGGGUUCCUCACCAUGAAGAAAUACUUUAUCCACCUGACUGUGCCGGAAUUUUACCAUGUUGAGAAGGAGAGGAUAAAGGUUUUUGUUAGAAAAGUUUGUCAUAAGAGGAUGGCAUAUCUUCGGGAUGAGAUCGAUGAGGUCCUUGAGGUCAUUAAAUUGUUACAUUAAACUUGCAUUUGAUUAUUGUGCACAAUAUAAAUAAAGUGUUGUAUUUGUGUUACAUA